AUGGCCGAAGGCAUCUACUUCUCAGUUGUCCAGGGGGCACGGGCCAGUGCUUUGAUGUUUCACGCCUGCUUCGCCCGUCGUCGCCUGAAUCAAUUCUUCAGGCCCCUUCGGCUGACCCUCCUGCAUCCGCAUCCCUGCAUCUCCGUGGCGUUCGAAGAGGUCGGACGGAAUUCGUUUGUCAUCGUUCUCACUCCAUGCCUGGCUUUGGGGCCGGCCAAUCGCCUCUUGUGUCAGCAGCACACCAGUUUUGUUAGUCUAUCUAAGGACGUUGACAUUGGAUUCCGCUUGGCUUUCUCAAAAAAUUUUCAAUCCGAGAGUGGGUGA
This is a messenger RNA of Protopolystoma xenopodis, 324 nucleotides long. The record is from the annotation of a GenBank genome assembly. NCBI's taxonomy places the organism in Eukaryota, Metazoa, Platyhelminthes, Monogenea, Polystomatidea, Polystomatidae.